Messenger RNA from Girardinichthys multiradiatus, 1612 nucleotides. RefSeq names its product interferon gamma 1 (gene ifng1). NCBI's taxonomy places the organism in Eukaryota, Metazoa, Chordata, Actinopteri, Cyprinodontiformes, Goodeidae. Gene Ontology annotation, biological process: immune response. Gene Ontology annotation, cellular component: extracellular region. Gene Ontology annotation, molecular function: type II interferon receptor binding. The record is from RefSeq and is a predicted model, not a curated record. The coding region runs from base 135 to 731 and encodes 198 amino acids. The transcript has 4 exons.
UUCAGGACGAGAAACACAACUGGCAGGCAAGCCGCAGAUUCGCUCCAACAGGGAUCGAAAAGAACCAGAUAUCGCAUCGAAAUCGGGCUGGGAAUCAAACCGACGGCUCAACAGGCACUAAGAGGAGCUACAUCAUGAUUCUUGCUGUGAUGAGGACAGUGGUCUGCCUCUGCAUGUGGCUGUCUGUGCAUCGGGUCAGCGGAACAUACGUCCCUCAGGAGAUGAACAGAACCCUGCAAAACCUCCGGCAGCACUAUAAAAUCUCGAAUCAGGACUUAUUCGACGGACAGCACGUGUUUCCCAGAGAACCACUGAGAGGCAAAAUGGAGUCAAAUAUGUUGUUCAUGGGUGGUGUUUUGGAGGCAUACGAGAAGCUGUUUGGACACAUGCUGAGGCAGCUACCCACUCCAAGUCCCCAGUUAGCCAUCAGCAAAGACAAAGCUGGCACCAGCACCGCUGGGCCAUCAGCUUCUGGAGACGUCAGGUCCAAUCUGAUGAAGGUUUUACAGAAGAUCAAAGAGUUGAAAAGGCAUCGUUAUCAGGAGCAGGUGAAGCUUCUGCAGGGACUGCAGAACCUUAAGCACAUUGAGAUGGACAACCUUAAGAUCCAGAGCAAAGCCCUGUGGGAGCUGCCAUGGAUUUACGAGGAAGCAAGCUCGUUGGCGGACAACGUCAUGAGGAGGAAGAGGAGGCGGCGGCAGACGAGGACCAAGACUCGCCCGGGAGUCUGAAAGAUGAGGAAAAGGGCAACAACAAUAACAGCUAUGCAACAAAACCUCAGCAAAUAACAAAAAGAACAAAUUUUUUAAACUGGAAUUAAUGUGCCUAUUUAAGAUUUAGUAAUUAGGGGAUUCUUUUAUACAUAUAUAUAUUUAUUGACUGAACAAUCACCUACCAGUCUAAGCUUUAUAAAUCUACAGUUGAAAUGUUUUUAAAGGUCACUUAAUGUUUUUUACUUGAAACAGGAAAGUUAUCCUGCAAAGUUCAGGAUAAAUAAUAUUACCUGGAAAUACUUGAUUUAUUCAUUUUUAUUCACUUAAAAUACUGAGAAGAUCAGCUACAUGUAAAACAUAACCCUGGAUGGACGAUGUUUCUUUUAGUACUAGUAAAUACAAUUAUUGCUCUUACAAGUGAAUGUUUUUCAUUUUAAACUCAGAUUGGACAUUGAUGGAGAGGUGGGUGGGGCCAGAUGGGGAGCAGUCCUCUGAUUGGUUAGAAAAGUGACACUUUAGAUAUGAAUGAGUCCAAACCCAGUUUAUUUAUCAGGAGGUUUUUUUCUUUCUUUCUUGAGAACAAAUUAAUUUUGUUUUAACAGAAAUCUGCUUUCACUGAAGUGCCUUGGAGAGCUGAUGAUGAUGUUCGAAGUACAAAGUACGCCAAUAUUUAAUAGUACGUACUGUAGAGUAAUUUUACUACCCUGAACCUUAAAGUCUCGCACUGAGGUAGAACUGACAUCAUUUCAUCAUUUUGCUGACAUGUUCUAGAUUUUUAUAUUUAUUUUGUAUUUAAGAGUUUUAUUUAAAAGUGAAUCACGCUGUUAUGAUUAUUUAUUGUGUAUUUAUUGAUUGGAACAAGCAGACUGAUUAGUGUGAAAUAAACAGAAUGUAAUUCA